ACCACCAAUCUUUGUCGAGUUGGUAAAAGAAAGCGUGUAGCUAAAGUUUUGGACGACUAUGUGGAUGCUACUUUUAGCGAGUCUGAGCCCCCAAAUUUACAUAAAAUUCCAGUACCACCGAAUCAAAACAUAAGACCACCGAAGGCCUCAAGGACGUCAGCUAAUGCAGAUAACACUUUCCAGGACUGUUCGAUUGGAGCUGGUAAUAUUUUAUCGUUCACGUAAAUGUAUUUUCGUUCUAUUUAUUCUAAAUUGUUAUUUUUUUGAAUCCAGCCAUGAUAACAAUGACGGACCAAUUUUCCGAACGCAACAAACAAGCCAGGGCACCGAACAGUGGUCUUUUAGAGAUCAUAUUACACUUAGCGAAGAUGAAUCAUUGGCUUCACAAGAUUCUAAGGGAAGUAAAGAAGAUACUGCUGCAUCCACCAAUUUUGAAGCAGAAAGGGAAUUACAAGGUUUGACAUCACAAUCGCCAGAUAACCAAUUAGGCUACACUGAAUUACAUUCAUUAGAAGUCGAGAAUUGUGGUUAUGAGAGUGACUCACAGGAACAGGUUAUUCUUCCUGGAACGUCUGGAAUUGUGAAUUCUCAUCCGCAACUGAAGCAAAAUUACGGCCAUGAAAAUAAAGCACAAAACCAUUCUGUUAUCAGGCCUUACUCUUCUUGGAAUGAGAAUCCCCGUCAAAAUGACGGCCGUGGAAUGGAACAACAACAACAGGUUACUCGUCCUGGUCUGUCUUGUAACGAGAAUCACCGCCCACAACUGAAUCGAAAUGACGGUCAUGGAUGCGAACCACAACAACAACUGGUUAUCCGCCCUGGCCCAUCUCGAAAUGUGAAUUGCCAACGUGAAAAUACCCGUAAUGUAAUUGAACCACAACAACCCGUCAUGCCUGGCCCGUCUAGAAAGGUGAACUCUCAUCCUCAACAUGAAAAUUCCCGUCAUGGAAGUAAUCAACAGCAACACGUUAUCCGGCCUGGCCCGUCUUGAGAGAUGAAUUCCAAUCUGUCGCUGAAUGCACAACAUCAUCAGAUUAUUCGGCCUGGACCGUCUCGGAAUGAGAAUUUACGCCCAAAAGUGAAUUCAAAUGCAGGCCAGGGAAGUAUGCCAUCUCAACAACAGUAUGCUCUCACUACUCCGUCUUCACGAGUUAAUUCCCGUCAACAGUCAUCCCAGAGUCUUCCUGAAAUGCCGAAUGCAGUAUUUCAAGACUACACUAAAAGAAGUUUGGAAUUUUUAAAAAUCCAAUUUCGAGAAAUGAAUGCAAAAAUCGACGAUAUUUUGGACUCGAGACCGAAAC
This is a messenger RNA of Daphnia magna, 1301 nucleotides long. RefSeq lists its product as uncharacterized. NCBI's taxonomy places the organism in Eukaryota, Metazoa, Arthropoda, Branchiopoda, Diplostraca, Daphniidae. The record is from RefSeq and is a predicted model, not a curated record. The transcript is spliced from 2 exons. Bases 164 to 991 code for a protein of 275 amino acids.